Psilocybe cubensis is the source of this 1404-nucleotide messenger RNA. RefSeq names its product FAD-linked oxidoreductase. Bases 1 to 1404 code for a protein of 467 amino acids. NCBI's taxonomy places the organism in Eukaryota, Fungi, Basidiomycota, Agaricomycetes, Agaricales, Agrocybaceae. The record is from RefSeq and is a predicted model, not a curated record. Gene Ontology annotation, molecular function: oxidoreductase activity; FAD binding. The transcript has 8 exons.
AUGGAUAUUGCACAGUUUGCACAAACGAUCAAAGGCGAUGUCAUAACCCCUGAGGACCCUACAUAUCCCAAAGCUAUCUUCAGAUGGGCAGCAAACGCGGUCCGGCAAGCGAAGCUGGUUGUCUUUGUCAAGGACAACGGAGAUGUCGUCAAUGCCUUGCGAUUUGCUAGGGACAACGACCUACCAAUCGCCGUUCGAGGAGGGGGACAUAGUGUUGUGGGAUCGUCGUCCGUGGAGAAUGGUUUGGUUAUUGACCCUUCGCGCUACUUGAAUGGCGUGACAGUCGAUCCUGCUAAGAAAUUGGCAUACGUGGGCGGGGGUGCUAUCUGGGAGACUGUCGACAAAGCCGCCAUCAAACACGAGUUGGCGACGGUGGGAGGGACUGUGAACCAUACUGGUGUAGGAGGUCUGAUCCUUGGGGGAGGUUAUGGAUGGCUAAGUGGUGCAUAUGGACUGGCAAUCGAUAACCUCGUGCAGGCUACCCUUGUAACCGCUGAUGGUUCUAUCCUUACAGUUAAUAAGGAUGAGAACCCGGACUUAUUCUUCGCCAUUCGUGGCGGGGGCGGAAAUUUUGGGGUCGUCACGGAAUUCGUCCUCCAACUACACCCUCAACGCCCUACCAUAUAUUCUGGAAUUCUGAUUUACCCGCCAUCUGCCAUUGAACAAGUGCUUGAAGUCACUCUCAAGUGGAUGGAAACAAUGAGCGAGAAGGAAGGCAUGAUCCAGAUCAGUGCUGUUGGACCGUAUGGCAAUCCCAUUUUUGCGGUCAUUCCGUUUUUCAAUGGAUCGGAGGCCGAAGGAAGACAAAAAUAUAAAGCGUUCCAUGAUAUUGCCCCCCUUGCUGAUUUAACCAAGGAAAUACCUUAUGAAGAACUUAACGCGAUCUCUAAUCCGAUGGCCGUUCAUGGCUCUGGAGUAUAUCAAAAAGGAGUCGCACAUAAACGACCUAACCCCGAGGCCAUCGUGAGGGCCCACAACAAAUUUGUGGACCUGGUGAAGUCCGAUAAUUUCAACGGCGCAAUUUUGUAUGAAUACUUCCCUCUACAAAAAAUCAAUUCGGUGUCGAGGGAUGCUACUGCUUUUCGUCGGGAGUUUGCUUCGAGUGUUUUAGUUAACCUUACAUGGGAUAACUCUACUGGAGACCGCACACAAGAAGCUCGAAAGCACACCUACGAAUUGGCAUCGAUUAUCUCCAGAGACGGAAAGGAUAUGACAACUGCCGAGACUUUGGGGUAUAGCAACUACGAUCCCGAAGCUUUCGUUGACAAUGCCAAGGGUGUUACUUUGGUACAAGAUAAAGCAAAACUCGUAUUUGGAGAAAAUUAUCCAAGGCUACAGACUAUCAAGAAGCGGUAUGACCCAGACAAUGUAUUUAAUAAAUGGUUCCCCAUUGUUCCGGCUUAA